AUGGGUCUUACGCUCCUGGAGUGGGCUUUAGCUGCCCUAGGGGCAUUCCUUAUCAGGCAUCUGCUCAGGUCAAAGCACUCGCCGCCGCCAGGUCCUAAACCACUUCCUUUCAUAGGAAAUAUCUUCGAUGUGCCAACAGACAAACCGUGGCUUACGUUUGUAAACUGGAAAGCUAAAUAUGGAGACCUCAUGUCCUUCACCAUCUUUAGACGCAGAAUGGUCAUCAUUAACUCUGCAGAAUUAGCGGCAGAUAUUUUAGACAAGAAGAGUGCGAUCUACUCUGACAGACCGCGGCUUGUUAUGGCUAGUGACCUUGUCGGAUUCAGCGAUUCGACUCCUCUCCUGCAAUACGGUGAAACGUUACGUGAACAUCGAAGCUUAAUCGGAAGUCGUACACUUAUGCACGAAUUUCAUCCAGUCCAGGAGAAUAUAAUACAUAACUUCUUACAAGAUGUUUUGAACAAUCCUGACUGUGGUGAUUUGAACACCCACAUUCGCAAAGGCCUCAUAUUAUCCCCCGAAGAAUGUCAGGAUGGAAACGACCCCUUGAUUACACUAGCGAACCACGCACUGGUCCAGUUCUCAGAACUAGUCGGCUUUGGUGCUUUUCUGGUCGACAUGCUACCGUUUUUGAGAUAUGUUCCAGAAUGGUUUCCGGGUGCAGGUUUUCAGAAGACUGCUAAAGCUUAUAGAGAAACAUUAAACGAGGCAACUGAAAGACCUUUCAAGUAUGUCAAAGACCAAAUGGCGAGUAAACUGCCAGGAAUUUUGAUUAACGCAGCUGGUAUUGCUCCUGUCUCGUUCAUAUCUAGCUGCCUUGAUAGGGCCGACUUGACAGCCGAAGACGAGAGUAUCAUCAAGUGGACUGGUUUUUCACUUUAUGUCGUCCAAAAGAAAGCACAAGCAGAGAUUGAUGCCGUUGUUGGCAACAAUAGAUUACCCACUCUGGCCGAUCGCGUUUCUCUUCCUUAUGUUGAGGCAUUAUCGCAGGAAGUCGUACGUUGGCAUGCAGUAGUAACAUCUACCAUUCAUGUUGCAAUGGAGGACGAUACUCAUAAUGGGUGUUUCAUUCCAAAGGGGUCAUACGUUUCUCCUAAUAUCUGGGCAAUACUUCACGAUGAACGAACCUAUAGCGAACCUGAACUAUUCAAACCAGAGAGGUUCUUAGGAGACCGUCCCGAACAUGAUCCCCGCACAGUUUCAUUUGGAUUCGGUAGACGCAUCUGCCCAGAUAUGUCUUUACAACAGCUACCUCUUGUACGCCUCGUGUUAAGCAUUCACCUUGCAGACGCAUCGAUUUUUAUCUCGUCUGCCAUGACUUUAGCAGUCUUCAGCAUUGAAAAGUACAUCGAGAAUGGAGUAGAAAUUACGCCCAAAGUCGAGCCCCCUACAUGCAUAAUGGCACACCUAACGCCCUUCAAAUGCUCAAUCAAGCCUCGUUCACUAGAGGCCGAAGCCUUAAUCCAUGAAACACCUAGUAUGUAG
This is a messenger RNA of Serpula lacrymans var. lacrymans S7.9, 1485 nucleotides long. RefSeq lists its product as uncharacterized. The transcript has 12 exons. The record is from RefSeq and is a predicted model, not a curated record. NCBI's taxonomy places the organism in Eukaryota, Fungi, Basidiomycota, Agaricomycetes, Boletales, Serpulaceae. The coding region runs from base 1 to 1485 and encodes 494 amino acids. Gene Ontology annotation, molecular function: monooxygenase activity; oxidoreductase activity, acting on paired donors, with incorporation or reduction of molecular oxygen; iron ion binding.